AGAAAAUGCAUUAACUUCCUUUCCACGAACAUGAGUCAGGUCCAGCGAACUGCUUACUAACCGGAAUAGGAACACUCAGUAAACAUGCUCGCUGAAACGAUUCCAUUUGUUAUCCUGCUUGUCCUUUGCUAUCUGACUGGAAGCGAUGCUGGCUCCUGUUCAAUAACAACCCUAUGCGAGAAGCCUAUCCCAUCUGGAAGCAACCAAUGCGGGAAAGCAGGGACCUGGCAAAACGAACUCACGUCGGUCAUGAAGUUCACUUGCAGAGAUGGUCAAAUUGAAGGAAAAUACUGUAGCGCAGUAGGUAAGGCAAGCUACUAUUACCCGAUGGCUGGACGCUACUUGCAAGCUGAAAAGAACACGACCAUGCUUGGAUGGACCGUCUCGUGGGCGAACCAGGAACAAGGAAACAGCCAGUCGGCUACCUCUUGGACGGGUCUCUCGUACGGCGGCCAGAACAUCAUCCACACACAGUGGCUCCUCAUGAGGUAUUCCAAAGCUCUGUGGAACUCCACCAUGCUCAAUACGGAUACAUUCAAGAAAAUAUGCUAAGAGCGUAAAUGGCAUACUGUCAAUGUCACAACGCUUCUGUUGAUUUAAUUCUUGCAAAUAAUUAGUAUGAAAUGUGUAAUGCAAUACCUUCUUAUCAGCUUAUGGAAGUAUAAACAAAACUAUAUCGUUUAUUUUGUUCUGAACUUUGGUGUUAUGAUAUUAUUGCAUUUAUUAUUGGAACGAUGUGUAUGAUUAUUGAUUGGUUUAAAGUAGAACUCGGAUUUGGAAUUAAGUUUUACAUUAAUUAAAGCUAUUGUGUGAACUAACUUGAAACUAACUCAGCCCUAUUACGUUUCUAAACCUAAGAGGGUAAUGUACACAAGAACAUAGCUCUAUAAAUGGUAUAAAUCUUUUAACAGGCUCAUCAUAAAUGUAUUUUUUUUCUGGGGAACAUUUCAUUUGUACCGAGCGUUAUCGAUAAACAGCAUGUUUAUGUAGAAGUUUUCACAAAUUUAAGAAAGGAUUCCACAUUGACUUUUCGAGAUUUGCUUAGGUUGCGGAUAUUCUUAUUAAGCCAAGUAAAGUCUUAAAAUAAUUA
This is a messenger RNA of Mya arenaria, 1090 nucleotides long. Its product is annotated as streptavidin-V2-like. The record is from RefSeq and is a predicted model, not a curated record. The coding region runs from base 85 to 552 and encodes 155 amino acids. Gene Ontology annotation, molecular function: biotin binding. The transcript is spliced from 4 exons. NCBI's taxonomy places the organism in Eukaryota, Metazoa, Mollusca, Bivalvia, Myida, Myidae.